This is a messenger RNA of Solanum verrucosum, 1035 nucleotides long. RefSeq lists its product as uncharacterized. The record is from RefSeq and is a predicted model, not a curated record. Bases 1 to 1035 code for a protein of 344 amino acids. Lineage: Eukaryota; Viridiplantae; Streptophyta; Magnoliopsida; Solanales; Solanaceae. The transcript is spliced from 2 exons. Gene Ontology annotation, molecular function: protein binding.
AUGAAUUCCAAAACAAUGAGAAAAGGUACAGUGAAUUGGUCCGAACUUCCAUACGAUGUACUUGUUACGAUAGCGAAUCGUGUUACAUGUAUUGAUGAUUUCGUUGUAUUCGGUGCCGUUUGUAAAUCAUGGGGAACUGCUGCUACCAAAGAAAACUUUGAUUUUUCAUCGCCACAAGUUCCGUUGCUUAUGUUGGCUGCUGAUGAAGACAAUGAUUAUCGAGAAUUUUACUCUAUUUCCAAAGAGAAAGUUUCACACAGAGUUUUUCUCCCAGAAGCUAAAGGGAGAGUUUGUUUUUCAUCGUUCGGAUGGCUUUGUACAGUAGGAUAUAAAGGUACCAGAGAGAUGAAGUUAUUGCAACCAUUCUCACGUGCUCAAAUUCAACUUCCUCCUCGGACUAGCUUGAUAGAAUAUUUGGAAGAUGAAAGCUUAAACCUUAUUUGUCAUUCUGGCGACCUAGAAAUCUUUACUGGACCAAAAUUGAUAUUGAAGGAUGUGGUUCGCUCCAAUGAUAUCCAAUACUUCAACGGACAGUUUUAUAUGCUCACUUAUGACGGAGUUUGGGUUAUUGAUAAUCAUGAUCAACCCCGCUUGCUUCUCAAGAAAAACUCUAAUUAUGAGACUACAUAUUGUCCAUACUAUACACGGUACUAUCUAGUCGAAGGAUCAGGUGCACUAUUAAUUGUUAAGCAAUUCUGUGAAAAUGGUAAAGUAGUUGGACACAUUGCUGGCGAAUAUGAAUUUCAAGUAUGGCAACUAGAUCUAAUCGAUGGAGAAGCAAAAGAGGUUAAAAUCUUGGGAGAUGGAGCAUUAUUUUUGGGUUGUACUGCUUCAACUUCAAUUGACCCUUCUAGGUUUGUAGGCGUGAAGCCUAAUCACAUCUAUUUUACUAAUGGGAGAGAGUUAAGCCUCAACAAACACAAUGGCAAAUAUAUGAGGGCUUACAAUCUUGAAGAUGGAAAAACUACAUUUUUUAAUCAUAACACUCAUGUUAGUCCUGUUUUCCCAUCAACUUGGGUUAUCCCGUUGUUCUAA